Pelodiscus sinensis (Chinese soft-shelled turtle) is the source of this 1107-nucleotide messenger RNA. Its product is annotated as olfactory receptor 52D1-like. Gene Ontology annotation, cellular component: plasma membrane. NCBI's taxonomy places the organism in Eukaryota, Metazoa, Chordata, Testudines, Trionychidae. Gene Ontology annotation, biological process: G protein-coupled receptor signaling pathway. Gene Ontology annotation, molecular function: G protein-coupled receptor activity; olfactory receptor activity. The record is from RefSeq and is a predicted model, not a curated record.
AUGAAACAGCCUUCUGGUGACCAAGUGACUGUGUUUGACCAGCUUGCUAGAACGUGUGGGUUGCUGAAACAUGAAUGUGUCCAGUCUGAUUCUGUGAAAGGACAAGGAACCUAUAAGUCUAUCAGGUCUCUGGAGGAUUCUGAGCCCAAUCCAUGCAUCGGCCACCUCAUGGCUAACUUCAACCUAACCUCUUCUAAACCUUCUGCAUUGAUCCUAAUGGGCAUCCCUGGCCUGGAAGCAGCCCACAUCUGGAUUGCCAUCCCCUUCUGUGCCUGCUACACGAUUGGCCUGUUGGGAAAUUUCAUGGUUCUCUUUAUUGUAGGCAAAGAGCAGAGCCUGCACAAGCCAAUGUACCUGUUGAUCUGCUUCCUGGCGCUCACCGACAUCAGCAUGUCCACCUCGGUCAUCCCGAAGACACUGUGUAUAUUGUGGUUCAAUCUGAAAGACAUUACUGUGGGUGGCUGCCUCACCCAGAUGUUUUUCCUUCAUAUGGUUAUUGUGAUGCAAUCAGCCGUUCUUGUAACAAUGGCUUUCGAUCGCUACAUUGCCAUAAGUAACCCUUUGAGAUACACUACCAUCCUCAGCAAUGCACGAGUAGUUAAUCUGGGGCUAGUGUGUUUGAUAAGAGCUGUUCUCCUGGUUUUACCUCUGCCCCUGCUCCUGAGCAGGCUGCCGUUCUGUGCCAACCGCAUCAUCCCCCAUACGUACUGCGAGCACAUAGCUGUGGCAAAGGUGUCAUGUGGGGACACCACAGUCAAUCGGAUGUAUGGACUGGUGUCAGCAUUUGCAGUCACGGGGUUAGACCUGACGCUUAUUGCUCUGUCCUAUGGACUGAUCAUCAGAGCUGUCCUCAGAAUCUCCUCCAAGACAGCCCACCAGAAAGCCCUGAACACCUGCACAGCCCACCUUUGUGUCAUCCUGGUGUCUUACACUUCCUGCCUCUUCUCCUUCCUGACACAAAGAUUUGGCCAGAGCAUCCCUUCCCAAGCACAUAUCACUUUUGCCAACAUCUAUGUCCUCGUCCCUCCCAUUUUCAACCCCAUCAUCUAUGGGGUCAAAACAAAAGAGCUUCGUGCCAAAGUGGGUAAAUACAUCUGCAGAAGGUGA